Messenger RNA from Exaiptasia diaphana, 1615 nucleotides. RefSeq lists its product as uncharacterized. The transcript has 2 exons. NCBI's taxonomy places the organism in Eukaryota, Metazoa, Cnidaria, Anthozoa, Actiniaria, Aiptasiidae. The record is from RefSeq and is a predicted model, not a curated record. Gene Ontology annotation, molecular function: catalytic activity. The coding region runs from base 44 to 1615 and encodes 523 amino acids.
CUUCUCUCCAAUUUUGUGUCUUUUGUAGCACAACUAUUCUCAUAUGAAACUAUUUUGUUUAUUACAUCUAUGCCUUAUGGCUUUAACUUAUAGCAGAGCUGCUUUAGUAGCUUUAUCUAACGGACUGACAAGAACUACGCUCCAACCAAAUCUUUGGCGUUCAUUGUGCAACAUUGGAAUUUCAAUCACUAAACCCACUCGGCGAGGCUGUCGUGCAGGUGUAAGGAAGUGGAAAUCAAGAACUUUUCCUGAACUCAAUUCUUCACCUACAACAUUAUUUGACUGUUCAAGUAGUGGAACUUUGCCAUCUAAUUUGUCUUAUUCCACCCAAGAUGAAGGAAAUUUGCAUAAUGGAACYUCGACAUUAUUAAAUUUUCAAGUUAACACCUCUGACUGCUACGAUCAAAACACCAGCAUUCCAGCAUUUAUUCAAGAUUCAACUUGCUCUGACCAACAACAAAUCAAAGUCAUAUCUUCUGGAGCAGUGAACMAUGUCCCAGUUACUGCAAGAUCAGCAUACGGCCAAAGUCGCAAUUUUAACAAUCUUAUCACCAUCCCUACUAAGACACAAUCUAAAUCCUCAAAACAUCUGUUUGUUCCAUCAUUUAUGCUGUCAAAUGUGAUGUCCUUAGCCCCAAAAAUCGAUGAGGUUCGUGAAACUGUUCGCCAUGCAAAUUUCGACCUUGUCUGCAUAACUGAGACAUGGUUGAAAGAUCACAUCGACAAUAAUGUCAUCGCAAUCUCGGKUUAUAACGUAAUACGUCGUGACCGUUACGACGCAGAGCAUGGUGGAGUAUGCGUAUACAUCAAAGAAUCUAUCCAGUUCAAAGUUCUUGAAGAUAUUAUGAACGAUCAAUUUAAAGUGCUUUGGACUCAACUACGACCAUCACGGCUCCCAAGAGGAAUCACUUGUAUUGUUAUAGGAACAUUAUACCAUUCACCUAGCGCGACUGAUACGCCUAUGCUCGACUACCUCUACGAUUGUUUAUCUCUAAUUGAAUCUCGAUUCCCUGGAUGUGGUGUUAUUUUACUUGGUGAUUUCAACAAAAGUCUUUUCAAGAAAUGUUCACGCCUAAAAACUUGUUUCAAAUUACAACAGAUUGUCUAUUUUCCAACGCGUGGGGCCAACACCUUGGAUCCUGUCUUUACAAAUCUAAACAAAUUCUACGAUUCACCUAUCCAACGUCCUGCUUUUGGUCUGUCCGAUCAUUACUCCAUAGAAGUUCAGCCUUUAGAGCGAACUAAGCAUCCCAAAUCCAAGAUCACAAUCAUGUCAAGAGAUGUACGACCUACAAAGCGUUUAGCAAUGCGAACAUAUCUGGAGGAAGUAAACAUCAAUUCAUUGAUUAGCAGUAACGACACUUGCGAUGGUAAAGUUAGAAUGUUAGAGAACGUUGUCAACACUGGUGUUAAUAUUCUUCUCCCAUUAAAAAAGAAGACCAUUCAUCCUAACGAGCCGGCCUGGGUAAACCGAAAGUUGAAGUACCUCAUUAGUUUGCGUCAGAAAAUUAAUGAAUUGAGCGAGGAAGUUGACCUACUGAAACCUUAUGUUCCAUGUCGUACAUUAAGAUCGUCAUCUAAGCUAGAAAAGCUGAGAGUGGGAUGGCAAAGCUAA